Molecule: messenger RNA, 1221 nt
Organism: Cylas formicarius (sweet potato weevil)
Lineage: Eukaryota; Metazoa; Arthropoda; Insecta; Coleoptera; Brentidae
Product: lysM and putative peptidoglycan-binding domain-containing protein 4
Exons: 4
Coding region: 314-1006 (230 amino acids)
Source: RefSeq, a predicted model, not a curated record
AUACUUGAGAAUAUAGUAAAUGGCAAAUUAUCUCAAGUGCUUUGAGCCUAAUAAUUGUGCAUCGCCUCUUAGUUGGCGUAAAGCAAUAUAAGUUUUCCCUUAUUUCGUGAGAAAAGCAUGGAAAUUAAACCAUCCCUAUAGAUCACAAGUUAUAUAUAGCCUGUAAGUUCAUUGCAGGACUCAUGGCUAAGGGUUAGUGUAAUAGUGCAACGUUAAGUUUAUUUUAUUACAUUACAGGUUAUGUUCCGAUUAACCUUCGCGAAAGAGGACGAGAUAAGAAUAGACUUGAUCUAUCUGAUAAGCAUGUAUUGCUAUGAAACGUCAGAGAGAAAAGUUUUAUAGGGGACUAAGUAAACCAAAUGAUAACACAACCGAAAAUACAGAACUUACUACUAGGAAGACACCUAAAAAGCCAGAAGUAAUCACAGUGGAAAAACAUGUAGAGGAUGGAGAUUCUUUGCAGUCUUUGGCUAUAAGAUAUCAAUGUACGAUAGAAGAAUUGAAAAGAAUAAACAGUAUCCAUAAAGAAAAUGAAAUAUAUGCAAGAAAAAUUAUCAAAGUGCCAUACAGGUCAUUUACAGAAGCAUUGGCCACAGUACAUAGUAAUGCUUAUAAUUCAUCAACUGACUCAAGUAGAUCCUCUACCCCUUUGCAGACAAGUGAACUCAUUAAAACUGGGGUAUCUUUAGUAAAUAAUUCACUUGAAGUAAAUAAUAUAAUUUUUAACACCAACAUCACUUCAUGUGCGCAUUAUGAUUCAAGUGAUGAUCUGGACCAAGAGGCAAAUGAAGAGGAAACCCUAUUAUCACAUGAAACCAACGUGUCAGAGGAACCAGUAAUAAAAAGUAUGAAAUGUAGUGGAUCAGAUUGGGAUAUUUCUUGGCCUAUUUUAAUUAUAUUGUUUUGUAUACUUCUAUUGGCAAUACCUUUCUAUGUAUUUUAUGUGGCAAAACAAUCUGAAUUACAUAAUAAUCACACAAAGACAAAUUUAGUGGACCAUAGCUAAUGAUAUCAGUUUCAUGUCUUGUAUUUGGCUUACAAUCUCCUUGAUGUAUUAUCCAUUGGGAGAUUUAAAGAAGUGAUAAUGUUGAGUGUGUGAUUUUCCCAUUCAUGGCUGUGAUGUGAAUGUACUUCAACUCAAUUAUUGGCAGAACUAAUUUUCGUUAAACAUUCGUAAAAUUAACGUGAAUAUAUUUUUCAGACGGAGAAUUCGUUAUAUUA